AUGCAGCUUUCUACCAUUCUUUCAACAGCAUUCGCGCUAGGCGUUGCGGCUGUAUCUCACAACGUCAACUAUACUGAAACCAGCUCCGGCAUCUCAUUCGCCGGAUACACAGAUGGAAAAUGCACUGUCGGCAUAGCCCUACCGGAGACCCCAGGCACCGACUUGAUUGCCAACAUUAUCGGCCCUCUCACAGACGGAGCAGGAUGGGCAGGGUUGGACUUCGGAAGCGCGAUGACCAGCAAGCUCCUGCUCGUUGCAUGGCCCAACGGAGACGACGUGGUUAUUUCACCUCGGCUAGCUUCCAGCUAUGUCACCCCACCAGUCUACACAGGCGAUAUCAGCCUCAUGCCCAUUGCUAAAGGAACCUUCGUCAACGACACCCACUACUCCGCCACUUUCCUGUGCAAAGAUUGCAUCACUGGCGAUGCCGACACUUUCGUCUCUACCGCGGCCAAUAUCGUCCUCGGCUACGCCUACUCGCUCACUGCCGUUACGGAUCCCACCUCUGCGUCUUCGGCAUUGUCCUACCAUGCCGCCGGCUUUGGUGGCUUCGGCAUGGCCAUGGGAUCCGCCGAAAGUGCCAACUAUGCGACGUGGGCAGCCAUGGCCUCCGCAGCAACCACUACCACUCCCAGCAAUGGAACCAGCGGGUCUAACACCACCACCCCCGUUGCCAGCAGCACCCCAGUAGCAACGACCACCUCCAAUGCCACGUAUGAUUACAUCGUGGCCGGAGGAGGCCCUGCUGGUCUUGUCGUAGCCGGCCGACUUGCUGAGACUGGUGCAUCUGUCCUUCUUGUGGAACGUGGUAGUGCUUCCUUGAAGUCGACCGGUGGUGAUGCCGUCAUGACGUGGAACUCUUCCGUCACUCAAUACGAUGUGCCAUCAAUGGCUUACUACCUGAGCACCGCUGACGAUACAAGCGAGUACUGUGACGACACCGCAUCUCAGGCUGGCUGCAUUCUGGGCGGCAGCGGCAUGGUGAACGCUCUCAUGUUCGUUCCGCCCCAGGAUGCCGAUUGGGAUGACAAGUGGCCCGCUGGCUGGACAUCCGCAGAUGUUAAGGCCGCCUCCGAACGAUUCUUCACCCGCAACCCUGGCACCGACCUGGCAUCUGCCGAUGGAAAUCGAUACGACGAUGGCGCCUACACCGUGCUGUCUUCCUUCUUGAGCGGAAACGGCUGGAGCGAGGUUGCGCCUCUGGAUGAGCCCAACAAGAAGACUGAUGUGUUUGCCCACCCUCCAUGGAACAUUCAAAACCACCUGCGUGGCGGCCCCGUCAAGACGUACCUGCCCUUAGUUGAGAACAUGGACAACUUCAAGCUCAGCUUGAACACCAAGGUCAUUCGUGCGGUUCGCAGCAACAGCACCUUCGUUUCCGGAGUCGAGGUCGAGAACUCGAACGGCAGCCGCACCAUCAUCCACGUCACCCCCAAGACCGGCAAGGUUAUUCUGUCUGCCGGCGCUUUGUCAACCCCCAAGAUCCUCUUCUACAGUGGUAUUGGCCCCACCGAGCAGAUCGAGGCUGUUCCUUCUGAUAUUACUCUUCCUCCUUCUUCCCAGUACAUCGACCUCCCCGUUGGAAAGGGUGUCAAGGAUCAUACCAUCAUCACCUUCACCAUGGGCACUAAGACUUCCUUGAGCGCUUUGGACUCAACUGCGUUCACAGACCCUGACGAGGAGUCUAUCUCCCUCUUCGCCGAAGGUUCCGGAGUCCUUAGCCAAGCCGGUCAGCGCAUCAACUUCUGGACCUCUAUCACCUCCCCCAGCGAUGGUAUCACCCGAUACCUGCAGGGAACUUGCAACAGCCCGUCCAACAACACCAUCAAAGUCAAGCUCUACGUCAUGCACGGACUCACCUCGUCUGCUGACCUUGUCCUUGACUCCACGGGCACCAUGACCGAAUUCUCCGGCUCUCCGUGGCUGCAGACGGAGGGCGACAUCGAGGCCUACACUGGCUUUUUAGACCGCCUCAUUAAGAUGACCACCACCGGCAACUCUUCGUUGACUCUACAGAUGACCGACGGCUCGGCCGUGGCCAGUGGUAUCACCGGCACCGAAUACUUUGCUGAUAUCAACUCGACCCUGACCACCGGCGCUCACUUCGUCGCAACCACCAAGAUGGGUGCCACCAAAGACGGAUCCAGCGUCGUCGACACCAACACCAAGGUCUUUGGAACCGACAACCUCUUCGUUGUCGACGCCUCGAUGCACCCCGAUCUCCCGACCGGAAACACCCAGGCUAUCGUCAUGGUUGCCGCUGAGCAGGCUGUCGAGAAGAUCCUCGCCCUUGACGGCAAGACCAUCAACGACUCUGCUGAUACCGGCUCGGGCUCCGCUACCGGAUCGGGCUCUACCACUGGCUCGGGCUCUACCGCCGGCUCGGCACCGAUCACUAUUCCUGCGUCGGCCCCGACCGCCACCGCCACCGCCACUCCAAGCGGCAAGAAAUCCAAAUGCAAGCACAGGAAGACUGCCGCAGCGCAGCACCAAGUCGCCACCCGCAACAUCCGCGUUUCGUUCGAAGACCGUCGCCGUACGAGGGACAUCUUCCAGCGCGCCAGCAAUUAA
Molecule: messenger RNA, 2571 nt
Organism: Pseudomassariella vexata
Lineage: Eukaryota; Fungi; Ascomycota; Sordariomycetes; Amphisphaeriales; Pseudomassariaceae
Exons: 2
Coding region: 1-2571 (856 amino acids)
Molecular function (GO): oxidoreductase activity, acting on CH-OH group of donors; flavin adenine dinucleotide binding
Source: RefSeq, a predicted model, not a curated record